This is a messenger RNA of Rotaria sp. Silwood1, 921 nucleotides long. The record is from the annotation of a GenBank genome assembly. Lineage: Eukaryota; Metazoa; Rotifera; Eurotatoria; Philodinida; Philodinidae.
AUGAUGAUUUUUGAAUCAUUUUAUCAAAAUCCAAUUCUACGUGAAUAUUUAAGUGGAAAUCCAUUUAAUGUAACACCAUGGGUACAAGAUCCAGUUGGUAUAUAUCAUCCAUUUGUAUUUGAAUUCGAAAAAAAAUUUCUUGAUAAAACUUAUGCCGAUAAUAUUUAUGCCUGGAUGAAUAAAUGGUGGUGGUUAAGUAUUGUCUAUUCAGUUAUAUAUAUUGGAUUUAUUUAUUAUGGUCGUUCAUUAAUGGAAAAACAUGAACGUUAUGAAUUACGAUUAUCAUUAAUAUUAUGGAAUAUUUCAUUAGCUUUAUUUAGUCUAUUUGGUAUGAUACGUUGUGUACCUGAAAUGAUUUACGCUUUAAAUAAAAAAAGUUUAUACUAUACUAUUUGUAAUAUUGAUUACGCUUAUGGUGUAACUGGAUAUUGGAUAACAAUAUUUUGUAUAUCAAAAGUUGCUGAACUUAUUGACACAUUAUUUAUUGUAUUACGAAAACAAAAAUUAAUUUUUCUUCAUUGGUUUCAUCAUGCUACUGUUUUAAUUUAUGCAUGGUAUAGUUAUCAUAAUUGGACAGCUAGUGGACGUUGGUUUGUAUUUCUCAAUUAUAUCGUUCAUACAUUGAUGUAUUCUUAUUAUGCAUUUCGUGCUAUGAAAUUUCACAUACCAAGACAGAUUCAAAUAACAAUAACUACAUUUCAAUUAUCACAAAUGGUUGUCGGAUGCUUUGUUAAUUAUAAAGCCUAUUUCUAUAAACAAAAUGGAGCACCAUGUUCUGUUGCUUAUGAUAAUAUAUUUUGGUCUUUUUUUAUGUAUGCAGUUUAUUUCGUUUUAUUUCUUCAGUUCUUUUUUGUAUCUUAUUUAUCAAAAAAACCAAUAACAAAACAUUGCGUUAAAAUAGAAGAUAAAAAAAAGAAAUAA